CCGGCCCGAACCCGCCCGAAUCUCUGUAGGGCCGGGCUCCGAGCCAUCAAUCCUAGACCCGAAAAAUAAAUGGGCGGACCGGCCCGGCCCGAUCAAUUCUAGGCUUGAAUUGAACCCGGCCCGAACCCGGCCCGACCCGUCCAUUUUACACCCCUAGGAAUAACAAAGAACAUGCUGGAUCAAUUAGCCUCGAAGGAUUGGUCAGAUUGGAUCAGUAAUGGAGAGCCAAACAUCCUCCAGGGAUGUCGUAGUCGUCAACAAUUUGGAUUCCCUGAAGAUGAUUAUGUCCCUUAUCAACCUGUCAGCCGCAAGUCGGAGAGCUGCUACCGUCUUGGAUUCGCUCCGAAACAACCUGCAUUUCGUUCUAGCCAUAUUGUGUGUGCCACUGCUUGCAGAACCAACUUGGUGAGCUCCCUCCUUAGACAGGAUUCACUGUCAAGUUGACUGCGUAACCAGUCUAUGCAUUCUUCUAGGGAUGAUGGAGGAGAGAUGUAGCAUGCAGAUGCAAAGAUCUCCCAGAUCACGUUGCUGAAUUCGCAAACGAAGAAGAGAUGGUCAUGAGAUUCUGGAGCUUGCUGGCAAAGAAUGCAUGCAGUGGGUGCAGUAAUGCCCCAUCUUUUAAGUCGAUCAAAAGUGGGUAAUCUGCCAAGAAAGAUUUGCCAUAAGUUAAACCUAAGGCGCGAAGUAGCGAACCUAGAUCAAACAAGUCGAAACCAUGAAACCCCCGGUGCACGAUCCCUCAUUAGAUUCUAGGUUUUUGCUGAAGAUAACUCCGUACUGUAACAGUCCUAGUUGUCUUCCAUUCGAAUCGGUCUGGGCCACCAUCCCUCGAUGGAGGAGGAAUAGAAUGGAUGUAAGAUUCGUGCUACUGCAAGAUUGUCUUUUGCCUCUGUUGCUCUGUCAAGGAAGAGAGGUUCCCCAACUGAAGUGGCUAUUCGGCUCAGGCCAUCAUGGCUGAAGAGCUUGGGAGGCACGUUCCGGAGCUCUAUCCAUGUACGAAUGGAUUUGAGAGCUGGCUUGUCCGGAUCAUGGUCCAGGUUCCAUGCCGUGACCAGUAAAGGGUAUUCACCGAUGUGCCAGAGGUCCCGACCCAAGACGUAGUUUUCCACGGACAGAUUAGGGAGUUUGAAGAGGAAAGAGCUAUUACCCAUGGCGUGAACCCGGAUUGAGGGCACCACGUACCCAAAGGAGGUUCACAAAUCCAAUAACACGACCCAUAGACGGCGGACUCCACAGAACUUGCCGAUUACGAAGAGUUCCCACUCCUUCCGGGACUCAGUGAGGGAUUCCUGCGGAAUCGUGACUAUCGGAAGACCCGAUGAGUGAAUCUGGCUCACCAAUUUUCUUUAAGUAUCGGAGUGAGCCUGAGACUUUCUGGCUCCAAGUGGGCUGAUUGGCGAGAGGGGGCUGGCAUGCUGUCACCGAGGAGCCACUAACUGGGGCAGAGGAGGGCAAAACCUGCGCCAAAGUUUCCCCAACGAUAGAUGGGAGGUACAGCGACGGAGGGAGAUUCAGUAACCCAUUAGAACCAAGGGGUUUGGGAGGUCCCUGGCAGGGAAGAGGCUGAGGGUCAGCAACUCCCAUGGUCUGCAGGUCCUGCGGAGACGAAGGGACCGAUCGAUUCCGUGGGUUCAUUACGCGAGAACCCUUGGGGGUGGGAGAAUAGGUGCGUGAGCGGAUUUUGGAUGGAGGAGGAGGGAGCUGAACGAGACAUGAUCGGGGUUUUUUCCCGGCCGUCAGUGGCCGAUGGAUUGUUGUCUGUUAGAUCGUCCGAGGCGACUUGUUUGAGGAAAUAUCGGUUUCCAUCUCAUUCCAUCAAUAUUUAAGCAAAGUAGGAGGAGCCAGUUCCUGAUAACUUGGAAGAAUCGAAAAUGGGCGCACCUAAAGAAAUAUUUCUCAAGGACUACCAGAUGCCUGAUUACUACUUUGAUACCGUGGGCCUGAGCUUCUCCCUAGAUGAAGAGAAAACAAUUGUCACCUCCAAAAUCAAGGUUCUUCCUCGAGUUAAAGGUGCUUCUGCUCCCUUGGUCUUGGAUGGGCACGACUUGAAGCUACUUUCGCUCAAAGUUGAUGGGAGAGUGCUAGAGGAAGGGGAUUAUAAGCUGGAUGCUCGCCAUCUCACUCUCCCUUCACUGCCGGCCGGUGAGUCCUUUGUCUUGGAAAUCGACACUGAGAUAUACCCCCAGAAGAAUACUUCACUAGAGGGACUUUACAAAUCCUCUAGGACCUUUUGCACACAGUGUGAAGCAGAAGGUUUCCGUAAAAUUACAUUUUACCAGGAUCGCCCUGAUAUUAUCGCAAAGUACAUGUGUCGUAUUGAAGCUGAUAAAUCACUCUAUCCUGUAUUGCUCUCCAAUGGAAAUCUCGUUGCUCAAGGCGAUCUUGAGGGCGGCCGGCACUAUGCACUAUGGGAGGACCCGUUCAAGAAACCUUCCUACCUAUUCGCACUGGUGGCUGGACAGCUGGUGAGCAGAGAUGACACAUUUACCACACGCUCUGGUAGGGAAGUAUCUCUUCGAAUCUGGACUCCUGCAGAAGAUGUACCAAAGACAGCUCAUGCCAUGUAUUCUCUAAAGGCCGCCAUGAAGUGGGAUGAGGAUGUGUUUGGCCUCGAAUACGACCUGGAUCUCUUCAACAUUGUUGUUGUUCCAGAUUUUAUGGGUGCCAUGGAAAACAAGAGUUUGAAUCUCUUCAAUUCCCAGCUUGUGCUGGCAUCUCCGGAAACUGCAACAGAUGCUGAUUAUGCCUUAAUUCUGAGAGUUAUUGGCCAUGAAUAUUUCCACAACUGGACAGGGAACAGGGUGACAUGCCGCGACUGGUUCCAACUCAGUCUAAAGGAAGGGCUUACUGUCUUCCGUGACCAGGAGUUUUCAUCUGACAUGGGAAAUCGCACUGCGAUACGCAUUGGCUAUGUUUCGCCGCUUCGAAUUUACCAGUUCCCAGAGGAUGCCGGUCCAAUGGCUCAUCCUGUUCGCCCGCAUUCUUACAUCAAGAUGAACAACUUCUACACAGUGACGGUCUAUGAAAAGGGAGCUGAGGUUGUGAGGAUGUACAAAACGCUACUAGGAAGCCAAGGAUUUCGAAAGGGUAUGGAUCUCUACUUCGAAAGGCAUGACGGGCAAGCUGUGACUUGUGAAGACUUCUUUGCUGCCAUGCGAGAUGCGAACAACGUAGAUUUUGCAAAUUUCUUGCUAUGGUACUCUCAAGCCGGAACCCCGGUUGUCAAAGUGACAUCUUCUUACAAUGCCAAAGACCGUACUUUCUCUUUGAAGUUCAGUCAAGAAGUACCACCAACUCCAGGGCAGCCCACCAAAGAACCAAUGUUUAUCCCAGUGGUUGUCGGUCUUGUGGGCUCGAGUGGUAAGGACAUGAAACUUUCUUCUGUUUAUCACAAAGGCGCACUGGAAACCAUUUCAGGCGGCAGCACAAUACUUCUAGUGACCAAGAAAGAAGAAGAAUUUGUGUUCUCUGAUGUAUCCGAGCGGCCAGUUCCAUCUCUACUGAGGGGAUUCAGUGCUCCAGUUCGUCUUGAAACCGAUCUUUCUGAUGACGACUUGUUCUUCCUGCUAGCCCAUGACUCGGACGAGUUCAACCGCUGGGAGGCUGGUCAAGUCCUUGCAAGGAAGCUUAUGCUAAGUUUAGUUUCUGAUUUCCAGCAAAAGAAGCCGUUGGUUCUGAAUCCAAAGUUUGUGCAUGGUCUUAGCAGUAUACUCUCCCAGUCAAGUCUAGACAAAGAAUUUAUUGCCAAGGCAGUAACACUGCCUGGUGAGGGAGAGAUAAUGGACAUGAUGACGGUUGCAGAUCCCGAUGCUGUUCACGCCGUUAGAACGUUUGUCAGAAAGCAGCUUGCAUCUGAACUAAAAACUGAGCUUCUAAAGGCAGUCGAGAACAACAGAAGCACAGAAGCAUAUGUUUUUGACCAUGCUAACAUGGCGAGGCGUGCUUUGAAGAACAUAGCUCUAGCUUAUCUUGCAUCACUUGGAGAUCCAUCAUUUACCGAGCUUGCCCUGAACGAGUACAAGGCCGCAACCAACAUGACUGAUCAGUUUGCUGCUUUGGCAGCCAUAGCACAGAACCCUGGUGAAACCCGUGAUGAGGUUCUUGCCGACUUCUAUAACAAGUGGCAACACGAUUUCUUGGUUGUUAAUAAAUGGUUCCGACUUCAAGCUACAUCUGACAUUCCUGGCAACGUCGAGAGCGUCAAGAAACUUCUGAAUCAUCCAGCAUUUGAUCUACGAAACCCGAACAAGGUUUUCUCUCUUAUCGAAGGAUUCCACAGAUCCCCAGUGAAUUUCCAUGCCAGAGAUGGAUCUGGUUACAAGUUCUUGGGCGAUAUGGUUGUCCGGUUAGACAAAAUAAAUCCUCAGGUGGCCUCUCGAAUUGUGUCGGCCUUUUUGCGGUGGAAGCGCUAUGACGAAACCCGACAAGCCCUUUCCAAGGCACAACUGGAAAUGAUAUUGUCAUCCAAUGGACUGUCUGAGAAUGUCUUCGAGAUUGCCUCCAAGAGCUUGGCUGCUUAGUUUAUUACACUGAAGUAAAAACCUCUAAAAGUUUUUUACUUUUUACUGUCACUGUCAUAAUCUGCAGUUUCUUGGAGAGUUUUUCUAUUUAUUUACGUAUACCAAGGUCUCUCACUCUACUUGUGACAC
Tarenaya hassleriana is the source of this 4649-nucleotide messenger RNA. Its product is annotated as puromycin-sensitive aminopeptidase-like. The transcript has 33 exons. Gene Ontology annotation, biological process: proteolysis. The record is from RefSeq and is a predicted model, not a curated record. NCBI's taxonomy places the organism in Eukaryota, Viridiplantae, Streptophyta, Magnoliopsida, Brassicales, Cleomaceae. Bases 1872 to 4520 code for a protein of 882 amino acids. Gene Ontology annotation, cellular component: chloroplast. Gene Ontology annotation, molecular function: metallopeptidase activity; zinc ion binding.